This is a messenger RNA of Esox lucius (northern pike), 3280 nucleotides long. It is a transcript of the gene chtf18, whose product is annotated as CTF18, chromosome transmission fidelity factor 18 homolog (S. cerevisiae). Gene Ontology annotation, molecular function: ATP hydrolysis activity; ATP binding. Lineage: Eukaryota; Metazoa; Chordata; Actinopteri; Esociformes; Esocidae. The record is from RefSeq and is a predicted model, not a curated record.
CCGCGAAAUCUAGCAGGCGAUUGCAACGGUGGAAGAAGCACUAAAAAAUACUUUACAUACAUACUUUCCUCACAUUAUGAAGCAUUAAAACAACACGAUUGACUGUUAAAUAUUCGUUGAACUGGUUUAUUUCGACCAUGGACGAGUAUGAUGAAAUGUUCCUGACCGAAGAUGAUUAUGAUCAACAGUUUGCUGAUGAGCUUGAGGUCCUCGCUGAGAUGGACUUUGACCCAGUCGCUGCCACUAAGCAGUCAGGGUUCCGGAAGCAGAAAAAUACAUCAUUCCAGGGAAACAACACUGCUGGCGACCAGCAUCUCAGGAGCCAAUCACAGGCAGCUCCAGCAGGAAGCCUUGGCCAAACAGAAGGUGUGUCAGAUAUGUGUGAUAGGGAGGACUUAGAACAGCUGAUGGCCAACGACCCAAUCACUCCCAAGGCAAAACGCCCGAGGCAGGAUGUGGCUAAGAAGCUAUUUGAAGUGUCACAGAAUGAUGACAUCACACCCCCGUCGUCUCCAGAGGAGUUCCAUCCACCUCCUGGCACCAGACCCAAGUUAGUUCCAGCCGUGUUGGACAUAAGUGGCUUUGAAGGGAUUCUGGAGUCUCCUGAGAGAGUAACCACUGCAACACAGUGUCACGCUCUAAAGCGUCCCCCGCCCGUGGGAGGAUACGUUAGUGUGACGGACCAUAGAGGAAACCGUGUUUACCUCAGAGAGACAGACGACCUGAGGGGAAAGGCUGUGGACCCCAGUGCUUUGCGUAGCUCCCAUGAUGCAUUAGGGUUGCUUGUUGUUCCCAUAGAAGUAUUAAGAGAACAGGUGGCAGAGAGGCUGCAUCGUCAGGUGGUGGAGGAAUCUCAGCGUCUCACAGAACAACUCAACAGUUUGGUAGAUGCAGAGUUUGGGGAGCUGGAAGAUGGACCUGGAGAUGAGGAAGAGGAGGGGAUGUCUUCACGUCUUUGGGUGGAUCAGUUCUCUCCUUGUCAAUACACUGAACUCCUCAGUGAUGAUUUCACCAACCGCUGUCUGCUGAAGUGGCUGAAGCUCUGGGAUCAGGUGGUGUUUGGGAGAGAAAGGAAGCCACGCCCACUGCCUGCAGAGAGGCCCGCCCCCAACCAGAACACAGCAAACCUGGGCCGGUUUAAUUCAACCAAACAGGACCAGGGACGCUUUAGUUCAGCCAAUCGGACCCAAGGAAACUUUAAUCAAGCCAAUCCAAAAUUCAAGACCAAGAGUCAGAUCACUGAGGAGAUUCUGGAGGCUGACCUAGACCAAUACAAACGACCCAAAUAUAAGGUGGCGCUGUUGUCUGGUCCUCCAGGGUUAGGGAAGACCACUCUGGCCCACAUCAUCGCUAGGCAUGCUGGAUACAACGUUGUGGAGAUCAAUGCCAGUGACGACCGUAGCGCAGAGCUGUUUCAGAAGCGUAUCGACACAGCGACACAGAUGAAGUCAGUACUGGGAGCCAAUGAGAAGCCUAACUGUCUCAUCAUUGACGAGAUUGACGGAGCACCUGCUGCCGCUAUCAACAUCCUGUUGGCCACUCUGAACAGGAAGGAUGGUCAGGGGGUGGAUUCAGGGGCAGACUCAGGGGCAGAACCUCUGAAGAAGAAGAAGAAAAAGAAAGAGUCUGUCCUCCUGCGACCAAUCAUCUGCAUCUGUAAUGACUUGUAUGUUCCAGCUCUGAGGCCUCUGAGGCAGCAGGCGUUCCUGUUAAAUUUCCCUCAGACCCAGCCAGCCCGCCUCUCACAGAGACUAGCUGAGAUCUCUCGGGCUCAGGGUAUGAAGGUUGACACUGGGACUCUGAUGGCUCUCUGUGAGAAGACUGACAACGACAUCAGAUCCUGCAUCAACACACUGCAGUUCCUCCAUAGUCGAGGUAAGAGGCAGUUGGACAUUCUGUCAGUCCAGUCCAUGAGGAUUGGCCAGAAGGAUCAGAAUAAAGGCCUGUUCAACCUCUGGCAGGAGAUUUUCCAACUCCCACGCAUUAAACGAAAACGAGUGGGGGAGGGACUUGAGGAGGGGCUAAAAGAAGGAGGUGGAGCCCAGAGACUUCAGCACAUCCUUCACCUGGCCUCUUCCAGCGGAGAAUACGACAAACUCACCCAGGGUCUCUAUGAUAACUUCCUGUUGAUGCGUGUGAAGGACCCCAGUCUGGGGGGAGUGUGUGAUGCUUUGGAUUGGCUGGGCUUCUCAGACAGGUUGAACCAGACCAUGUUGCAGGGGCAGAAUUUUUCUCUGAUGAGAUACAUGCCCUUCCUUCCUGUUGCCUUCCACUUCCUGUUUGCUCACAUGCACGUCCCCCGCAUCAACUACCCCAGCAGCCAGUAUGAGGCUCUUACUAAGACUGCGGCCAGCAGGAACUCUCUGGCGGCCAUGUUGUCUGAUGUCCCAGCAUGCAUCAGGACCAGAAUCAGUGAGAUCAGUUUGAGUCUGGAUAUCCUCUCUCUUCUUUUGGACAUCAUCUGUCCUAAACUUCGACCUGUGAACCCCCAGUUGUUCAGCAGUAGGGAGAAGCAGCAGUUGUCUGAUCUGAUUGACACCAUGAUUUCCUACAACCUCUCCUACAGACAAGACCGUACACCUGAGGGGCAAUAUGUAUACGUCCUGGAGCCGCGUGUGGAGGCAGUGGUGUGUUUUCCAGGCCUUCCCCCCCGCAGACAGUUGACCUACCAGGCUAAACAGACCAUCAGCAGGGAGAUGGAGCUGGAGAGACUUAGGAGAGCUGAAACUCUGCUGCUGCUACGCAAUCCACGCAGGCAGGUGCAGGAGGAGCAGGAGAACCAGCCCAAGGUGGUGACAUCAUGUGUUAGGAACCACCAACAAGAGGAGCAGGAGAACCGGCCCAAGGUGGUGACAUCAUCUGUUAGGAACCACCAACAGAGGCUUGAGAACAUCCUGAGGAAUACAGUGGUGGAGAUCAGGGUGGAUUUCUUUGGCCGUGUUGUGAUCCAGAGGGAUGUUCCCAUUAUUGUGGCCACCAGUGAAAAUGGUGAGGUUUGUGUGGAGGUUGCCAUGGGGACAGCGGUUGGCAACAGUGAAGUGUGGUUCCGUUUCAACGAGGGCGUGUCCAACGCUGUGCGACGUAAUGUUUACAUCAGAGAACUGCUGUAAUAGACCCCUUUUUACACAUGUUAAGUUAGUUGUUAGUGUUUCAAUGACCAUGAGCCCUUUUGUCAAACAACCUCUUUAUUCUUUUUGAUUGACAGUGGAAACAACCAAUAAAAACGGUGUAUUUGAAUAACAGUGGAAACAGCCAAUAAAAAGUGUGAUUAAGCGGCAAA